Messenger RNA from Geodia barretti, 1710 nucleotides. Lineage: Eukaryota; Metazoa; Porifera; Demospongiae; Tetractinellida; Geodiidae. The record is from the annotation of a GenBank genome assembly.
AUGAUGGUGUAUGAGACCGAAAAUGACAUUAUCGUCAUUGAUACCGGUUUCAUGCUACCGAAUGCAGACAUGCCCGGUGUCGAUCUGAUAUUACCAGACAUCCACUAUCUGGUUGAACGAAAAGAGAAGGUUCGCGGUAUCCUACUAACCCAUGGACAUGAGGAUCAUAUUGGUGCCUUAUUCUACGUUCUACGGCAGUUAGAUGUACCGGUUUACGGCACGCAGCUUACGCUCGCGAUCGCGAGUGGCCGGUUACGUGAAUACAAUGUGCUCGGCAAGGCACAACUCAAUACGGUUGCCCCCGGCGAUACGGUCGAAUUGGGUGAUUUCUCAGCGGAAUUCAUCCAUGUUACACAUAGUAUUCCAGAUACCGUAUCAAUCGCACUACGCACACCGGUCGGCGUUAUCGUCCAUACCGGUGAUUUCAAGUUUGACAUGACCCCUGUCGAUGGCAAGAUGAGUGAUAUUCAGACGCUCGCGCGUUUGGGUUCAGAGGGUGUCCAUCUGCUCAUCUCCGAUAGUACAAACGCAGAGCGAUCCGGGCAAACUCCUUCCGAGCGAAGCAUCUAUGGGACGAUAGACAAUAUCUUUCAGAAAGCGGAUCAGAAGUUGCUCCUCUGCACCUUUUCUUCGAGUCUACACCGUAUCCAGCAAUUCAUCAAUCUGGCAAAUAUACACCGGCGGCUCGUCGCUGUUACCGGACGCUCUCUCAUCAACAAUGUGCGUAUCGCUUCCGAACUCGGUUACCUCAACCUGAACCCGGACUAUCUCAUUGACGCUCGCGAUGCGUCCACGUUCAAAUCGCACGAGGUCAUGAUUUUGUGCACCGGCAGCCAAGGUGAACCCCGCUCUGCCAUGUCACUGAUGGCACUUGAUAAUCAUCCGUUUCUAAAGGUAGAACAUGGCGAUACCGUCGUUAUGUCCGCAAGAAUCAUCCCCGGCAACGAAAAGGCUAUCGGAAACGUCGUAAACCAUCUACUCAGACGUGGCGCGAAGAUAUACCAUGAACGCAAUGCAAAUGUCCAUGUAUCAGGGCACGGCGCGAGUGAAGAUUUGAAGUUGAUGCUUAAUCUUUUACAGCCUAAGUUUUUCAUGCCGGUGCACGGCGAAUAUCAAAAUCUAAUGAGGCAUGCCGAACUCGCCGAGUCUGUUGGUAUACCGAGUGAGAACAUUAAAGUCGCUGAAGAUGGCGAACUUAUUCGCCUCACACCUGAGACAUGCAAAAUCUUUGGACGCGAGGGACGUUCUGGACGCGUGCUUGUUGAUGGGAAACCCGACAUUGAGCUUGAGGAUAUCGUCCUACGCGACCGUAUCCAACUCUCCGAAGAGGGUAUCCUCGUCCCUAUUAUUGUCCUGCACAGUGACAUAAAAGCAGAUACAAGCGGCACAGACAACGGAGGUAGCUCGGAGAACAUGCCUACCGGAAUUGGGGCUGUUGAUGAAAUUAUACAGACAGACCUUCCGCCCAAAACGGGAUUGAACGCCGGACAGAUAGAAAUUAUCUCGCGCGGGUUUGUCUACAUGGACAAAUCCGAAGAGCUGAUAGAAGAAGCGAAAGAGAUUACGCGGCGCGUGGUUGAAAACCUGAGCGAUGAACAGAAGCACGAAACGCAGGUAGUCCAAGAUGAGAUCCGAAGCGCGCUCCGCCGGUUUUUCUCGAAACAGAUGCAGCGGACCCCACUCAUCUUUCCCGUCGUUAUGCGGGUGUAG